Messenger RNA from Bacillus rossius redtenbacheri, 4202 nucleotides. RefSeq lists its product as uncharacterized. The transcript has 5 exons. Lineage: Eukaryota; Metazoa; Arthropoda; Insecta; Phasmatodea; Bacillidae. Bases 4 to 3339 code for a protein of 1111 amino acids. The record is from RefSeq and is a predicted model, not a curated record.
GCCAUGGGCUCGGCCCACCCCAGCGGCCGGCAGUACACCGUGUGCAGCGGACAGCGUCUGGGCGACAGUUCCAGGGAGCGGCGCGAUGCGGCGCGGCGAGCGUCCCGCCACAGCCCCGCGACCAGGCCGGCUUGGACGCCCCAGCGGCGGCGGCGGCACAGCCUGCACGUUAUCUGCGAGGAAGCGCUGGGGGCGGCGGGGGCGGCGGGAGCAACGCACCGCCGCCAAAUCAUCCCUCGCGCCCGACUGUCACGCACCUCCUCUGGCGAGGACGACAGGUUCCUAACUUACACACACCAGUACGCAUCGAGACCGAGUAUAGCACCUGUCACCAACAACCAAGGAAAUUCGGAUGCAGACGACUUCCACGACGUCAGCCUGUGCGACGAGGUGUUCCCGGAGGUGCCUCCGGGGUUCAGGGACGACAGCGAGGUGUGCAGUGUGGCGUCCGGGCUUACCGACGCCGGGGGCCGUGGCGGUACCAGAGGGGACGCCGUCCCCGGGGUCUGCCGCAGGCCUGCUGAACCAGCCCUGGACGCCGCGGCGAGGAGACGCAGGCGUGCCGAGCAGCUGACCAAGGCGCUCAAGGCCAUCACCGACGGCGGGAACUGCCACGGGCUGACGGACAGCGACCAGGAGCGCAUGAGCGAGGGUGACCCCUCGCCGAGGAAACUAGCGGAGCACAAAAGACAAGGAACCUUCUCGAAGAGAUCCCUCAUUUCCUUCAAAACCGAUGCCGGCUCUCCCGAGAUGGGAAAAGAUGCCCAUUGGAAGGGCAUCGUCGCGAAGAAGUCUACGGAGAGGAAGAAGUUCUCCCGGUCGAGCAUCUCCAGCUUGGAGACCUCCAAACACCUAGAAAACGUCCAGGAAAGGAGGAGUUCCAUUCUGAAGCUCACUGUGGCCGCUGACAACUUGUACAACAGAUUUCAGCAGUCAUCUGGGGUCAGUCUGGAGUGUAACAUCAACGGCAGUUCGGAUCAAGAGCUCGGUUCCAAAACCAAAAGGCAGAAAAGUGCAGUGUGUGAUAAACCAUCAUGUUUCAUACAAUCGUGCACCACCAAAGUACAAAACAGACCUGAAAGUACUUACAAGGAUACAUGCCAUAGUCGCAAGGUUCGGGGUUCUGGAACAGCAACAUGCAAGUCAUGUGUUUUGACUGGACAGACAGACGAUGAUAAACUUAGAAGAAACAAAGUUUUUUGUAAUGAAUCACUUACCAAGUACAAAAAUUCUUCCACGUGCAAGCUAUCAAAUUUUCACUUAAACAAGGCAAGUGCACUGUCACCAAAUGAAUGCUUGAGUGCUGAUGGGAGUGGUAACAAAACACUUUGUCACAUCAACCAAGAUGAUCCCCUUAUUGACAAUGGACGCAACAGCUUUGUCAGCGAACAAAUUUCAAAAGACAAUAAAGGUUCCGAAAACUUACCUACAGUAGAUGUGGAUACAUCGGACCUACAGCAGUUAAUCAAAAACCACUCGAGUUGCAGUGAGAGUAAAAUCUCUAGCAAAGAACCACAUAAUCCUUACUUGCAAGAGAAUAUAAAUCCUACGAACUAUUCUAAACUGCAAACACAUUGCAAAUCAUCCACAGUAAAAAAGGAUUCGAAUUCCAAGAACGAGAUUGUGAAAACCAAAGGUGAGGAGAAAAAUGGUUUCGAAACCAUGUCGGAAAAAAACUGCCACAAGAAACCGAAAGUAUUCGAGAAGUUUUCUACACAUAAAAAAGACGAAGGCUUUUGCGGCCUCCUGCAGUACCUGCAUGAAAACAAACGGGGUCUUUCAGAAAUACUGGCGAGAAACAAUGUGAUCAUCGAGCCGCUGCAAGAAGGAAGUACCUCCACGCAGGAAGCCCCAAUCAAAAGCGCCGACUCGAGCCUGGUUCCAAAAACCGACGAGAGCGACAAGUCGUGCAGGAUCACUGGCGCGACGGUAAAGUACGCGGCCAGGAACACGGAGAAGGCCGUGAGCGGCUCCACCAACUCCCUCCCCAAGCAACACUCGCAGCGGCCAGUCCUGAGGCGGCACUUCUUCUACAACCCGACGAGAACCAACAGAGAGCUCGUCGACGAGGAGCUGCCCGAACCCGACAAGGUGAAGAUCACAAGGCAGCUGUUCGAGAACUCCACGGCCGCCACGGAUCCAUUCGUCCAAGAUGGGGGUGGCCAUCAGGACAAGAUGAACGGACCAAGCAGUGUGAGCGGCUAUGUCGUUCUUCAAAGUGGGGGAAAGAGUGGAAGGAAUUGCAGGGCUCCCAACUCUUGCUUUGGAGGAAAAGGCCAAACAAGGGUGGAGAAUUGUUCGGAGUCACUUGAAGAUCUAAGCUCUUGUGCCGAUGUGAAGCAGUCUUGCGUGAGCCUUGACGGCAGCAUGUCAGCCCAGAAUAACCCCGAGGCCAAGAUGGAAGAACGGCGCUCUUCGGUGGUCGACCAGGAGGACUUGGAGGAGGGUGUCCGCUACGUGACCCCGGAGGUGCUGGAGAAGAUACGGGCGUGUGGCACCUCGGUGACGUACUACGGCGGGCACAUCAUCUCCCGCAGCAGGGGCUCACUCACCAGUCCCAUGACGACGGCCAUCAUGGACGAGAUCCGGCAGGGCGGGGACUCCGAUGGGCCGGGCUUCGUGCUCAAGUUCCGGCUCGUCAAGAGCAACAGCUGCGGCAGCAGGAUCGAGCUGGCGGGGGCGGAUGAGGCCGAGCGGAGUGCCCGGGAACAGAAGAGCAACCCCGGGAUGCUUCAAGAAGGAUCCAGCUCCUGCCCCAAAGCAGUCGAGCCUCCACCCAAAACCGAGGCUCUCUCAGCAGCUAAGAAUCGCACAUCACCUCUGUGUGUGAACUCCUUAGACAAUGCGGGAAAUACAGAUACCAUACCCAACAACCGCUAUGAAAGUCAGACCUUUAAACUACCGGGAGACAAUUUCAGCACAAGUGACUGUCAAGAAUCCCACCACAUGCAAAAUACAAGCAAAUCCCACACAUCAAAAACUUUUAUAGAAGGUUUUGGUCGUGCUAAAACAUACGUAGAUUUAAUAAACAAGCCGGUAAUAAAGAAUUACACAUUCAACGACAUGGAGUUUGAGGAAUUUGAAGUUUUGGAUGGUAAUAUUGUCAUAAAAAGCCAUGCUACAAACGAGGUGGAGAACCAGAACACAAUGGACAAUGUUGCAUCUCCAACUCCAGCUGAAAAAACAAAUCUUGAUGUGGAGAAAAGCAGUGAUAUUCAACUGUCUGAAGACUUCGAAACUAACCGUUCCAUUAAAGACAAUUGCAAGGGGAGUGGACACGUUGUGCCCAUGACAACAUGGGCGAAUCACAAAUACGCUUCUACAGCCAUAACUCACUAAAAAUGUAAAAAAUUAUCUCUGAAACUAAUUUAAGAAACCACAUCUUUGCGUGACCUGUCAGAUGUUAAACUUGUUAUUUAAUAAUUUAUCUUGUUAUAAUAUUGAAUAAUUUGCAUCUAAUGGUCAAGUGCAUUAUUUUGUAUUUAGUAUUUAUUGUUCAUGUGAAUUCAAAUACUUGACUGGAAACGUUUUGUCAUUCCACUUUCAAUCAUGUUAAUAAAAUAACAUUUUAUUCUGAAAUAAAUUCAAACCAUAUUUAAAGUAGGUAUGUGUAAAUGUUGAGUCGGGUGGUACUACAUCGAGAGCUGCCUUUCUCCAAGCCUCAAAUUUGGCAGGCUGCACUUCCCUAGAGAUACCCCUGCUCGUGGGUGUCAUGCUGUCGUAAUGCUUCAGAAUACUAUGACUACUUUUAUGUACAUGUUAAAAAUUUAACAGGUUGCUAUUCAAGUGUUUGUUUUAUUCAUUGUAUCUUUUGCUCUCUAGGAUUAUUAAAUGUUAGGAGCGCAUGAAAUUAGAUAAAAAAAAAGAAUUGGUAACAUUCAUAUAGGCAAAAAGAACGACUUUUAUUUUAUUUUUAUUUUUUGUUAUAUUGUAGGCAUCUAAAGAAAUUCCAUUGCGAAAUAAGAUUUAUCUGAAAGAUAAAUUACUUAGACAAUACAUAAAGCCGCUUUCAGAGACAUGUAAGUAAAAUUCCAGCAUAAACUUUGGAGGUUAGUCAACGACUAAGUCUCAAGUCAUGACUGAGGAAGCCAGCUCUAAUAACGUGCUACGUGUGAGAGCUUCAUAAAAUUAUGUUGUAUGUGUUUAAAUGUUUGCGACUAAGUUUUUGCGAUUUUUCAGCAAAAAUAAAUACUUUAUUCAUA